AUGCCCGAGCCUCGCGUAGACUCGCCCGACCAGGAAGCUCUACCAGCUGUUGGGGAGAGUCUAGACUAUGACGAGUUUAAAUUGCCAAAACUUACCUCGUUGGCGAUUGUAUUAGCAGCCAAUGGGUUGCUUCAGAUUACCUUCUUUGUUGUCGUCUCUUCGUCUGAUCAAUAUGCACAGUACCUUGGAGGCACUUCGACGUUUUCUGGUGUUGUCAUUGGUAUACCCACCGUCUUUUCUGGCAUGGCGCUUAUCCCUCUGAUGAAGCUUGAUGAAGGAGGAUAUAGACGACCACUUCACUUUGCUUGCGCAUCUGCCUUACUCGGCAAUGUGUUGUACAGUCUCGCAUAUUACGCGAACUUCCUCUAUCUGAUCCUCAUUGGCCGUAUCGUCUCUGGGUUCGCAUUUACAUUCUUCAUGUAUUCAAAACGGUACUGCUCGGAUCACCGUCUCGUAGGCGUGCGUCGCAGAACAAUGUUAGCUGGUUGGCUGGUCUUGGGACAAGGAUGUGGUCUCACGAUUGGUCCCUUCCUCGGAGGUCUCCUAUACAAGGUUGGGUUCUCUAACGCCAUAUUCAAUGGUUUUACAAGCCCAACCUGGGUCGUCUCCGCAAUGUGGGCCAUUUUCUGGGUCAUCGUGACGCUUUUUUUCGAAGAUGUCCCGCGUGUCCAGCCUGCUCGCUUAGAAAUUGAACUACAGCCUGUAGCUCAACCGCAGGCUAUUAUUUCGACUCCUGACGAGAUUUUGGACAAGUCGGCGUCAGACGUACAGGAAGUCGAUCGGCUGUCAUUCACAGAGUCUGCUGGACAGCAAGUACAAAGCUCAGGGGCAGAAUAUCGCCAUCCGGAUUUCUGUCCGUCCCCGCAGUCCCGUUCACCUUCUGAUGAACCGGAUCCACGAGCGACUACGAAGACAUCCAUCACCACGAAUGUGGAAGCUCAAAACACCGAUGCUGCGGAGUCAGUUGGUCCCGAACGGGUGCGCAUGUCAGCGCCCCAAUUGGGUGUAACGGCGACCAUGUGUUGGUUUGCGAUGACCUGCUUCUUCAUUCUUGGUGGUUGGGAGGCAAACAUUCCCGUCUUCAGUGGGUCCAUAUCGCCCCUCAACCCGUUCCACUUCAGCCCUUCUGCGGCGGGAAAUCUACUCGCGCUCGGCGGCAUCUGCUCGCUACCGUUCCUGGUCGUGAACGUGUUCGUUGCGCGGCGGGUACAGGACCGCCACACGCUCGCGGUCGGGACUGCGCUCGGUCUCGCAGGGCUGCUCAUCACGCUUGCGAUCCUGCGAACGCGUACGGUCUCGUAUGGGAGCUAUUUCGUAUGCUGGUUCCUCGUCGCACUCGGAUUCAACCUCCUGAGCACAGUCACGCUCAGCUUGUUGUCGAAACAGCUCCCUGGGGACUGGAACGCACGGAUCAGCUUGGCCAUCCAGUAUAGCAACUACACGGGUCGUGUGACUGGCGCAGUGUGGGGUGGCGCGGGUGUGAAAGUUGGUAUGCUGAACUUUGUGGGUUUGCAGAUCGCUUUCGUGGGGAUUGGAGCGGUGAUGUUCUGCACUUUGUGGAGACAACUCAAGGCGAAGACGGGUUAA
Messenger RNA from Fibroporia radiculosa, 1587 nucleotides. RefSeq lists its product as uncharacterized. Gene Ontology annotation, biological process: transmembrane transport. Lineage: Eukaryota; Fungi; Basidiomycota; Agaricomycetes; Polyporales; Fibroporiaceae. The coding region runs from base 1 to 1587 and encodes 528 amino acids. Gene Ontology annotation, molecular function: transmembrane transporter activity. The transcript has 4 exons. The record is from RefSeq and is a predicted model, not a curated record. Gene Ontology annotation, cellular component: membrane.